Strongylocentrotus purpuratus (purple sea urchin) is the source of this 1491-nucleotide messenger RNA. RefSeq names its product receptor-type tyrosine-protein phosphatase delta-like. Gene Ontology annotation, molecular function: protein binding. Lineage: Eukaryota; Metazoa; Echinodermata; Echinoidea; Camarodonta; Strongylocentrotidae. Bases 263 to 1189 code for a protein of 308 amino acids. The record is from RefSeq and is a predicted model, not a curated record. The transcript is spliced from 5 exons.
CUCUGCCAUCGAGUCAGUGUCGUACACCUCUACUGCCAGCUCCUUGCGCUUUGUGUGGGAGGAACUCUCUUGUGAAAGCCUACAUGGUGCUUUGUAUGGCUAUGAAUACGAUCUCUAUGAUCCUACUGGUGGUGGGAGAACUGUCCGGAAUACAUCGAUCACACGAAGAAACGAUUUUCAAAUAACUGGUCUUGAUGCUUGCACAGAAUAUCGCUUCAGAAUAAGAGUAGUUACUACCCAGCUGAAAAGGAGUGAAUGGCACAUGGAAAUGGCAAUGACUAAUAUAUCAGCUCCUGGGAUGCCAGUUAUUACAGAGCUUACCCCGCAUCAGGAAGACAGUGGCACUACUGGUCUAACAGUAUCAUGGCAACCUCCUUCCUCACCUCCAUGCCAGCCUACGCAUUAUGAAAUCAAAUACUAUGAUCUUCAAGGCGAUAUGUGUGAGGAUAACUCGAGGGAUCGGAUAAUGACUUCAGCAGGGACCGUCAAUGGUUCAACGUUUACCUUCAAUGUCCUGGAGUUGCGUCCUAACUCUGAGUACAUGGUGUUCGUGAGAGGCAGAACCAGUAGCGGUUAUGGUGAUGCGGAUUCCGAAGUAGCUACUACAGGAUAUUCACAUCCUACUGGUCCUCCAAUCAACAUUCAGUCCACUUCCAUCAAGAAACGCAGUAUUGUCUUCACUUGGGAGAAACCAGAAUGUGGUUCUCGGAAUGGACCAAUCUCAAGCUACGAAGUUAUGCUCUCCAAUUCUACAGGACACGUGGUUUAUCAUGGUAAUGUGUCAGGACCUGAGCAUGAGAUACUUGACCUCAUCCCCUAUUCGAAUUACAGCAUUAGAAUCAGAGCUUGGAACUAUGAACUAGCAGGGGAGUAUGGUCCCGCGAUUUGGGCACAGACAGGUGAAGCAAAGCCAGCGCCACCAAUCGGAGUAAAUCUGCCAUCUUCCGACCAGGAGAGUAUCACAGUAGAAUGGAUGUCACCGAACCCUCCUCUGGGCAGGAUAAUAGGUUACUACAUUCUCUACUGGGAAACGGGUGAUAAUAGUUCCACGCCCAGAAACGUCAGCAUCCCGUGUCGGGACGGUCUUUGCUCUGACAUUAACUACAGGCUUUCCGCAUAUAUUCCUGAUCUCCGGCCCGACACGAAUUAUACCGUUCAGGCAAGUGUGCUUCCUGAAGGCGUUUUCUAAAGGGAUUCUGUAUAUUGAAAAUGGGAUGUAAAAAAACUUUUUCAUAAAUAUUGUGAUAACGGACCUAUGGUUUAAAUUAGUAUCCAUCCGUAAAAAUAGUUUCUGUCGACAAUGUCUGCAGAGAUGGCAUCUUCAAUCUUGCGUCUAGCUAAGAUAACUAAAAGAUGUAAGGUUUCACGAUAUGUUUGUUGUAAGACAGCUCAUUAUAGAACUUAAGGGAUGACAUUCAAUAGAUGAUGUGGGACCAAACCAGGAGAAGCAAUCUGUAAGUUUCCUGAUUUUUCUAAUGAAAUAUAUAUAUA